AGGGCUAAAUGAGCAUAACCCACUUGGAACACUAUCAGGCACAUACUGCUUGCUAGGUGUUCAGUAUUCAUUUUUAUUGAGUUAGGACUGUGGUAACCCACUUUACGGCUCUUGAUUUUGUAUAACAAAGUCAUGCUUAGUGCUUUGUUAGUAAAAGAGAGAAAAUCUGAAAGUCCCUGCCAUCAAAGGAAGAAAUGGGAGAAAAGGAAGUUGGUAAGUUUCAGCCCUUUAGAGCUUGUGGGACAAGUUAGGUUUCUAUUUUAUGGAGAAGGAGGUGGAGGCAGGAUGGGUUCCAAGGUGUCAUUCAAGACACACAGCCGUUGUAACUCUUCAGUGAGAGUAGAGCUAGGGCCCCAGGGAUUGCUGUGGUCAAGUUGCAGACGAAAACCACCACUCAUUGGAAGACAGGAGAGCAAUGUUUCAGGUGUAUCUACAUUGAGUCAGCAAAUAAAAGUUCAGCUUGGUUGCUAAUGGGACCCACUCUGCUAACUGCCACUUUGUAUAGAACUCCUAGAGGAAGAUGGCUUCCAGUAAUGAACCGCCCUGUUUUUAGGACUAAAAAGCUCAGGAAGCUGGUGGGGGAUGAGUGAAAACCUUAGUUCCACUGGCACUGAAGGAGGGGCCAGGAGAGCAGUGGCAUCAUAAGGCACAGGGUGGGGCAGCCCGGGCAGUGGGGGAGGGGUGGCAGCCAGGAUGGGGCAUUGUGAGGUGUGGGGCGGGGCAUUGUGAGUCACGUGCCUGGGCUUCCACCUGGGCCAGUGGGCUUCAGUCUGUAGUGACUGCAGAAGGAGGAGCAGCUCCUUUUGUGCUCUCUUCAGGUAGUAGUUGUAUCUCUCAGCGCUUGUUGGGUUCCCAACCUAUUAACCAGUUGUUUUUGACCCUCCCAGACAAGUCAACUCAGGAGAGGCGGCAGGGUGCGGGCCUUGGCCCGAGCCCCGGCUGGGGCCGGGCUGUGGAUUGGCCAGGUGAGCCGCCGGCAAGACCAUCUCUGAAAGUGCGGCAUAGCCUCGGCCUAGGGCAGCAGGAGUGCCUGGCCAACACUGUGAGCGGAGGCACAGGUGGCAGCAGACAGGAGUAGAGGCGCCCCAUGGGGAACAUACUGAGCUGCUGUGUGUGCCCCAAGGUCUGCCAAGAGUCAGACCAGGAUGAGGGGUCAGGGUGUCCUCCUGAGUCUAAAAUCUGUGAGGCAGCAGCUGAGAACACCGCAGCAGCUGAGGACACCACAGCAGCUGAGGACACCACAGCAGCUGAGGACACCACAGCAGCUGAGGACACGGCAGCUGAGGACACCACAGCAGCUGAGGACACCACAGCAGCUGAGGACCCGACAGCAGCUGAGGACACCACAGCAGCUGAGGACACCACAGCAGCAGCGCCCACGGCUGCUGCCAUAGAAACUGCCGAGUUGACUGUUGAAGCUGGUGAGGACCGUCCUGUGCAUGACAUCUGUGAUGGGGAGAUGCCUGAAGCACAAGAAAGAGGAGAAAACAGCCGUACAAUCCUUGUAAGUAAAUAG
Saimiri boliviensis boliviensis (Bolivian squirrel monkey) is the source of this 1516-nucleotide messenger RNA. The record is from RefSeq and is a predicted model, not a curated record. NCBI's taxonomy places the organism in Eukaryota, Metazoa, Chordata, Mammalia, Primates, Cebidae.